AUGAUUGACAAUAGAGUGGAGGAGCAUUUGGCUCUUCUAGGAACGCUGCCCAAAAGCUACAUACUGGGGUUGGUUCCGCUGUUUCUCUACUUAGUCUACAAGGUUGCCUUCGCGACAGAUAUACCACACAUCAAGGGCAUUCCCGAGAUCCCAGGCGCAGUUCCAAUUUUUGGACACCUGCUCAAACUUGGUGAAGAUCAUGCAACCGUCUGUGAAGGUUGGUGGCGGAAGUACGGGGAUUCUGUUUUUCAGAUCAAGCUUGGCAACACCCGGGCCGUCGUCGUCAACUCAUUUGAAGACUGUAAAAAGAUGUUGCUCGGUCAUCAGAAUGCUGUCAUUGACCGUCCGAAGCUCUAUACCUUUCAUGGAGUGAUCAGCAGUACACAGGGCUUUACGAUUGGAUCUUCGCCUUGGGAUGAUUCUUGCAAAAAGAAGCGCAAAGCAUCUGGCACGGCCCUGGGAAGGCCUGCUCUCCGCAAUUAUCAUCCGAUGUUUGAUCUUGAAAGUUACUCUAUCGUUCGUGAUAUGUACAAAGACAGCAAAAAUGGCGCUGUUGAAAUCAACGUCAGACCCUACAUUCAACGUUAUGCUUUGAACACCACCUUGACUCUCUGCUACGGUAUUCGAAUGGACGCUGUUUAUGAUGAUCUUCUGCGCGAAAUCCUUCACGUCGGUUCAGCAAUCUCGCUUCUGCGAAGUGCCUCCGAGAAUCUCCAAGAUUACAUUCCCACUCUCAGGUAUCUUCCCAAUAAUGAGAAGAAUGCGCGAUCGAAGGAAUUGCGUGAACGGCGAGACACAUACCUCGAUCUGCUGUUAGACAAAGUCCGAGCAAUGAUCAAAAAGGGCACUGAUAAGCCUUGCAUUUCAGCCGCUAUUCUGAAAGACCAGGAGACAAAGCUUACUGGAGUUGAAGUUUCUUCCAUCUGCCUGUCUCUAGUGUCCGGUGGAUUUGAGACCAUUCCUGGAACGUUGACCUCUUGUAUUGGGUCACUUUCCACCCCUGAAGGACAGGUCUGGCAGGAUCGAGCCUAUGCAGAUAUCAAGCGACACUAUCCAGACAUCCAGGAAGCCUGGACUAGUGCUGUUAGUGAAGAAAAGGUCCCUUACGUAAAUGCUAUCAUCAAAGAGGCCGGGCGAUAUUACACCGUUAGCUCCAUGAGCCUUCCCCGAAAGACUGUGACCGAAGUCAACUGGAAUGGAGCGAUUAUCCCCCCGAAGACCAUGAUUCUGAUCAACGCGCAAGCUGGAAAUCAUGAUGUGGACCAUUACGGAGCUAAUGGUGGUAAAUUUGACCCUGAACGAUGGCUCAAAUCUUUGAAUCCACCAGAGGAAAGUGAGAUUAACGGGCUACCUCAUUUGAGCUUCGGUGCUGGAUCGCGAGCCUGUUCCGGUCAGUAUAUUGCGUCUAGAUUGCUCUACACUGCCCUGAUUCGCCUUCUUUCGACGUACAAAAUUGUCGCAAGUGAGGACAACCCUCCUAAUACAGACUAUGUCGAAUACAACCAGUUCAAAACCGCCUUGGUGGCAAUCCCGAGGGAUUUCAAGGUCCGUCUGAUCCCCAGAGAUGACGCUACAGCUAGUGAGUGCUUGGCACAGGCCGAGGGUCGGACCAAGGAACACUACAAGGAGUAG
This is a messenger RNA of Penicillium waksmanii, 1632 nucleotides long. RefSeq names its product cytochrome P450. Gene Ontology annotation, molecular function: iron ion binding; monooxygenase activity; oxidoreductase activity, acting on paired donors, with incorporation or reduction of molecular oxygen. Bases 1 to 1632 code for a protein of 543 amino acids. NCBI's taxonomy places the organism in Eukaryota, Fungi, Ascomycota, Eurotiomycetes, Eurotiales, Aspergillaceae. The record is from RefSeq and is a predicted model, not a curated record. The transcript is spliced from 3 exons.